Molecule: messenger RNA, 1464 nt
Organism: Microsporum canis CBS 113480
Lineage: Eukaryota; Fungi; Ascomycota; Eurotiomycetes; Onygenales; Arthrodermataceae
Product: RfeC
Exons: 6
Coding region: 1-1464 (487 amino acids)
Source: RefSeq, a predicted model, not a curated record
AUGGCACCAACACACCAACAGCUCUGCCAUUCGAGACUUCAAGGGCGAGGGUGGUCGGUCCCCAGGGACAACGAGGGGACCUCCCUAUUACCAAUCUCCCGGAGCAUACCGGAGAGCGACCCUACGUGUGUGCCCUCUGCAGAGAUUCCUUUACACGAAGUGAUGUUCUCAAACGUCAUUUCCAGAAGUGCUCCCUGCGACGAGGCAACCCAACCGGGGCCAGGCACUUAUCCCACCCACAGGCCCGCAGGCCUAGGGUGGAUCAAGGUCGAUGCCGCCACGAAGGAGGUGCAAAUACUGAGGCGGGAGGUGGAGUUGUUGAAUCAAAAUCUUUUAGAAACUACGGUUCUCAAUAAUGAUUUCAAAAUUCAGAAUGAGAAUCUACGGGGGGUGAAUCAGCAGACUCUCCUCAGGGCACUUUUUCGGUCUGGGCCCUUCGUGCAGAUAGCUACAGCAAGUGCUACGCGCCGUAUGUAUGGCAAGGAAUCUAACUAUAUCUGGACAAUUCUGGAAACCCACCUGGUGAUCUAUAAGAGCGACGGAGCGUCCCCCGAUUUACCAAAGUCGAAUGCUGUCCAUCAGACAUCAGAUAUGGGGCCUCUUCCACCGUCCUUCACCGCAGCGACUGCAAUUAUUGUAGUCUACUUUCCCACACUAUCCAGCCCCGAGCCGGAAAGCGUGUGCUUGCCUAGGUUGGCCAGCCCAUUUUCCCCAGACCACGAGAACAAACAGCCUUCUACUCAAGCAAGUCCAAAUAAGAACGAGCAUUUUACUACACACCUAGUGUCCGAGAGCUCUCUCGAGCAAGCGACCCCAAUACCCAGCAAUAAGAUAAUGGAGUGGUUAGCUAAGGAUCCGGGCCUAGAGGUUGAGCUUUCCACCAUUACUACAUAUUUUUCUUUGUCCGGCAAGAGUUAUGGAGAUAUGGAGACGAUUAAAUGGCAACUUGUUCAAAAUCUUGUUGAUUACCCCCUAGAUGGAGUCCGCUCUUAUUUUCUAUUCCCGCCCGGCGAUAUAUCGACCAAUGAUAUCCCCAACAAGGUGGAAUGGAUUAUCCAUCAAAAUCAGGGCCUGGGAUAUAGUGGCGUAUGGCAGUACGAUGGAGAAAAAGCAGCGCUAUUGUUGCCAAGACAGGACAAUAUGCCACACGGCCUGUUUGUACUUCUAGCGUCCACAGUAUUACGAUGCCUGGAGAACAGCCCUAGCGUUAUGCUAUCCGAAAUACAAAGUGACGGGAUUCAUAUACUUGUUUUAGCAUAUACAGAGCCGGAGCCUGAUAAGGAUGCCAUACAAUUCGUAUGUAACCUAGCAUGCCCUUUUGUAUGGACAUCGCGUAUAGAAGAUCCCUCCCAACGUUCAGCGAAGUUGCGUGAAAUGUUAUACCAGGACCGCAUGCCUAUGCUAGACAAAUACAUGGGGCCAUUUUUCAACGGUAACCAGGGGAGAUACCUGGUUGAUCUAUAA